Molecule: messenger RNA, 240 nt
Organism: Necator americanus (New World hookworm)
Lineage: Eukaryota; Metazoa; Nematoda; Chromadorea; Rhabditida; Ancylostomatidae
Exons: 1
Coding region: 1-240 (79 amino acids)
Source: RefSeq, a predicted model, not a curated record
AUGUUCGUGUCCGACAAAGAGGUGGGUCACACUUUCGCCUAUUGGUACAAGAGGUAUGGCACGGUCAUCAGGGAUUCGGUCUUGCUGGAUAGCAAGAAGCACGAUUUGAACCUCAUGAAGCUGGACGAUGAUGCAUAUCUCAAAUAUGCGGAUGACAUACUGCCGAAACAACCGCACGAGAUCGAUUUCGAGACGACGGUGCAGAUCUGGAGAAGCUUUUCGCGUCAAAGAAGACGCUGA